CGGCGGUGCCGGGGUCGUGGGAGGCUGGCCUAGACGUGGAGUUGGUAGUCUCGUCCCCUUGUGCCCUCCGCCCGUCGCCCUGACUCUAGCACCCUGCGGCCAAGUAAGCGUCCCGGUGAUUUCAUACAAGUAUUCUGCUGUAUCUCGUGUCCUGUCGGCGACAUGGGAUUCUGCUCGAAAGUGUACUGGGAAAGAAACAAAACUCUAUUUGUUGUGUGAAGAAUGGCCUGGAAAAGAGAAAGAAGUGGGGGUCCAUGCAGGAAACGGUUGCAGAAGCCCAGAGUUGCGGUUUUCUUUCAGCAAACCUUUUUGGUACUUUGUGGCAGAAUGUUUUCAAACCACUGCCCAGGGCCGACCAGGAUGCUGAGUGACCCAGGUGUCUGGGUGGAGACCUGAGCUGGGAGAAGGAAGAUGCUCCUGGAAGGAGCUUGCAGCUGAUAGCAGCAUGGACAAGAAAACCCAGGAUGGCAGCAGAGGCCCCCGCCACAGAUCACUGCCCCCAGCUGUGGGGCUGCUGCUGUCCAUGGCACUCAUGAACGCACUCCUCUAUCUCUGCCUUGACUGGUUCUUCGUCGCCCCUCCGCGCUCUUCUCCAGUCUCCACCCACUGUCCCUAUGGACACUUCAGAAUGGCACAGAUGAAAAACUGUUCACCGUGGCUGUCUUGUGAAGAGCUGAGGACCGAAGUGAGGCCACUGAAGCGCAUUGGGGAAGGAGCUGUGAAGAGAGUCUUUCUCUCUGAGUGGAAGGAGCGCAAAGUUGCGCUCUCACGGCUCACCAGCCUGGAGAUGAAAGAUGAUUUCCUGCAUGGGCUGCGGAUGCUGAAGAGUCUACAGAGUAAACACGUUGUCACCCUGCUUGGCUACUGUGAAGAUGACAGCACCAUCCUCACUGAAUAUCACCCCUUAGGCUCCUUGAGCAAUCUGGAAGAAACGCUGAACCUUUCCAAGUACCAGAACGUGAACACGUGGCAGCACAGGCUGCAGCUGGCUGUGGAUUAUGUCAGCAUCAUCGACUACUUGCACCACAGCCCCCUGGGCACACUGGUCAUGUGCGACUCCAGCGACCUGUCCAAGACCCUGUCCCAGUAUCUGCUGACGAGUAACUUCAGCCUUGUGGUGAACGACCUGGAUGCCUUGCCCCUGGUGAACCGCAGCUCCGGGGCGCUUGUCAAGUGUGGCCACAGGGAACUGCAUGGGGACUUCGUGGCUCCAGAGCAGCUGUGGCCGUACGGAGAAGACACACCUUUUGACGACGAUCUCAUGCCCCCCUAUGAUGAGAAGAUUGACAUCUGGAAGAUUCCAGACGUCUCUAGUUUCCUCCUGGGGCACGUUGAAGGGAGUGAUAUGGUCCGAUUUCAUUUGUUUGAUAUUCAUAAAGCAUGUAAGAGCCAGACUCCUGCAGAAAGACCCACUGCUCAGGAUAUUUUAGACACUUACAAGAAGGUUUUGAAUUUACUCAGAGAUUCUGUGAUGUCUCAGACAAGAGAAAUGCUCUGAAAGCCAGUCCUAGCAGUGAAGGAUGGCUUUUAAGGAACAGAUAGAAUAGUUCCAGCAAUUCUUGCCCUGACAGUGAGGGUUUUGCUGUUCAGCCCUGUGGUUUUUCCUCUACAUCUACACGUACAUGUGAGCGUUGUUUAUCCCCAGGGGACUUGGGCAGCAAUUGCUGAGGCAAGCUGGGUUUGGUUUGAGUCUGGCCUCACUCUCAAUGGGGAUCACGCCCAGCCAAAGAUGGGCAAAGCAGUGAAUCUAGCCAGAUCCGAAGGAAAUAACAAAACUAGCCACAAAGAGGCUUCACCUACCCUAAUUACUGAAUUUGUAAGCUUUAUAAGAACUGGGUAUGGAAAAGAUUUCUAAAUGACAGGAUAUGAAAGAAACAUGCAGUAGUUUGCCAAAGAAUUUUUCUUCCUCAUUUUUUUAGAUGGUAAUUGACAUUACCAGGGUCAUAGGAGUAUUUGUGAUCUGUUUCACAUGGUAUUGAUGAAGCCAUCUUUAGCAUUUUAAAUGAUCGUUUAAAUGUUUAAUGAAUGUGAAGCUCUUGUGCCAUCCUCUUUCCAUAAAUCUGAAGAACUAUGAUAGCGUGCCCUCUGAAGUUUUAAAUGGAUGAGGAAUAUUUAGAAAAGCAAAUAUGAGGGAAAUUACAUUGAUGUUAACUGCCUUGGACGAUGCUUAUGAAAUUCCUGCUGACCUUUCAGCUAGGUUUUCUGUGUCCAAAAUCAACAAUUUUUAAAAAAGAUUUUAUUUAUUUAUUCAUGAGAAGCACAGAGAGAGGGAGAGAGGCAGAGACACAGGCAGAGGAAGAAGCAGGCUCCAUGCAGGGAGCCUGAUGUGGGACUCGAUCCCGGGUCUCCAGAGUCACGUCCUGGGGCUGAAGGCGGUGCUAAACUGAUGGGCCGCCAGGGCUGCCCCAAAAUCAACUAUUAUGAAAAAUUUACAUCAACAAUAUCACUCAUUACUGGAAAGUGGCAAACCCUUCCACUUGAGUUGCAUGAUGGGAUCCUUUAGAAAGUUCUUUCUUGGUGGCUAUGAUCCUCAUGUGCAGAGGAUGGUGGAUUUGGUGUGUAUUAAUCACCACUAAUAAAGUGGUUAAAGUUGACAUUGAGGGCUAAACAUGCCCUGUAGCAGCUGCUGCCUCCCUUGAACUUGAGCAAGUGUCAGAAUCACAAGGCGCUGGGUGCACGCGCCCCCCCCCCCCCCCCCCCCACGACUCCAACUCAGUGGGUCUGACGUAGAGUCUGAGACGUUGCAUUUAACUGGUGCUGCUGGUCUUGGAACUCUAUUUUCAGAGCCACUGUCCUAACCAGUUAGGGAGGGUACCACAAACAGUAGGAUAGGGCAGUUUAAUUAGUAUUGUUAAUAUUCUAGUCUACCUCUUGGGCUGAUGGAGUCAUAUGGUGGAUCUGAGAAUAUGCUUGCCUGGAGUAUUUUAACUGUAACUUUUUGUUACAAAAACUCUGCCACAGCCAGUCAGGAUGGCUGUAAUCAAGAGGAUGGGUGAUAACAAGUGUUGUUGAGAAUGUGAAGAAUUGGAACACUCUACAUUGCUGGUAGAAAUGUCAUGGUGCAGCUACUUUGAAAAACAAUCCAGUAGUCCCUCAGAAUUUAAAAAGAGUUGCCAUGACCCAGCAAUUCCAUUCCAGGUAUUUACCCAAGACAAUUGAAACAUGUCUACAAAAAAUCUUGUACACAAACAUUUGUAGCAACAUUCAUAAUAGACAAAAGAUGGAAAUAACCCAGAUGUUCAUCAGCUGGUGAAUGGAUAAAGAAAAUAUGGUAUCCAUACAAUAAGAUAAGAUUCAGCUGUAAAAAGGAAUGAAGUACUGACAUACUCCAACAUGGAUGAGCCUUGGAAACAUUCUAAUUGAAAGAAGGCAGUCACAAAAGACUACAUUUUGUAUGCUUCCAUUUAUAUGAAAUGUCCAGAACAGACAAAUACAUACAAAUAGAAAGUAGAUUAUUGGUUGCCAGGGGCUGGCAGGGGGGCCAGGCGUGAUGAAUGGGGGGUACUUGCUAUUGAGUACAGAGUUUCUUUUUGGGGUGAUGAAAAUAUUUGGAAAUUAUUUAGUGUUGGUUGUAAAACUCUGAAUAUAUUAAGUAACUGAAUUGUAUAAAAGGACAAAUUUUAUGGUAUGUGAAUUACACCUCAAUAAAGCUGAGGGAAAAAACCCACCUCUGUAACAAG
Molecule: messenger RNA, 3680 nt
Organism: Canis lupus familiaris (dog)
Lineage: Eukaryota; Metazoa; Chordata; Mammalia; Carnivora; Canidae
Gene: POMK
Product: protein O-mannose kinase
Exons: 5
Coding region: 446-1498 (350 amino acids)
Biological process (GO): carbohydrate phosphorylation; protein O-linked glycosylation; protein phosphorylation
Cellular component (GO): endoplasmic reticulum membrane
Molecular function (GO): carbohydrate kinase activity; protein kinase activity; ATP binding
Source: RefSeq, a predicted model, not a curated record